Octopus sinensis (East Asian common octopus) is the source of this 789-nucleotide messenger RNA. Its product is annotated as pre-mRNA-processing factor 19-like. The annotation marks the transcript as partial. Gene Ontology annotation, molecular function: protein binding; ubiquitin protein ligase activity. The transcript has 7 exons. NCBI's taxonomy places the organism in Eukaryota, Metazoa, Mollusca, Cephalopoda, Octopoda, Octopodidae. Gene Ontology annotation, cellular component: cytoplasm; U2-type catalytic step 1 spliceosome; Prp19 complex. Gene Ontology annotation, biological process: mRNA splicing, via spliceosome; DNA repair. The record is from RefSeq and is a predicted model, not a curated record.
CCACAUUCGGCGAUUUCAUCUAAAGCUGUUGUCUCUACUGGCCUUGAGCCGAUUGGUAUAAGUGAGCAGACUAUGGAUUCACUUCAAAGGCAUUCGUCUAUUCUUACUUCUGAACGAAAAAAAAGAAGUAAAAUUGGAAUUCCAGGGGUAGCAACGAUAGAAGAAGUGCGAAACUAUAAACUUUUAUCAACAUAUAGCGGUCUACAUAGUGCUGCGAGUCCUGGAAUUUUGUGUUUAGAUAUAGCAGAAAAUGAUUUUGGGAAAUUCAUCGCUACCGGGGGUAAUGAUGGGAAUAUUGUGGUCUUUGACAAAGAAAAAGAAUUGGUAAUAAACACUUUGAAAGGGCAUUUAAAAAAAAUUAAUACUGUUAUUUUUCAUCCCACUGAGGAAAUGAUUCUUUCUUCUUCGUAUGAUAAUACUAUCAGGUUGUGGAAUCUAACAGAAGAAAAUGGAAGUUCUGUUUUGGAUAUACAUCAAAAUUCAACUAGUGAUAUUAGUUUGCAUCCAUGUGGAAAAUAUUUACUAAGCGGUACUAGGGACGGGAACUGGGGGUUUACGGAUAUUCACAAUAACCAACUUAUAUUGAGAGUGGAAGAAGAGGAACUGUAUCGAGGUAUAAAUUGUGCGAAAUUUCAUCCUGAUGGGUUAAUAUUUGGUUUGGGGAAUUCUAAUUCAUCUAUUCGUAUAUGGGAUCUUAGAGGACCGAUCAAUGUAGCAACUUUUGAUCAUCAUAAUGGGCUUAUUAAUUCUAUGUCGUUUUCUGAAAAUGGUGAAAAUUCUCUUCCUUAU